This is a messenger RNA of Sclerotinia sclerotiorum 1980 UF-70, 3282 nucleotides long. RefSeq lists its product as hypothetical. The coding region runs from base 1 to 3282 and encodes 1093 amino acids. The transcript has 5 exons. NCBI's taxonomy places the organism in Eukaryota, Fungi, Ascomycota, Leotiomycetes, Helotiales, Sclerotiniaceae. Gene Ontology annotation, biological process: intracellular calcium ion homeostasis; calcium ion transmembrane transport. Gene Ontology annotation, molecular function: P-type calcium transporter activity; ATP binding; ATP hydrolysis activity. Gene Ontology annotation, cellular component: plasma membrane. The record is from RefSeq and is a predicted model, not a curated record.
AUGGCUAAAACCGACAUUGUCGAGCAUGUCUCGGGACAAUCGAACAGACCCCUGAGCAACCUAGCUCAUUGCUUAACGUAUGAGAAACUGGCACAGGAAUUGACGGUUAACCUUGAGGAUGGACUUACCACAGCUGAAGCUAAAGCGCGUCUCGAAGAGUACGGAAAAAAUGAACUUGAUAACGGACCUGGUGUUCAACCAGUCAAGAUUCUCAUUCAUCAAGUCGCCAAUGCGAUGAUUCUGGUUUUGAUAAUGGCCAUGGCUGUCAGUUUCGGUAUUGGCUCAUAUAUCGAAGGUGGUGUCAUCUCGGCAGUCAUAUUUCUCAAUAUUGUGAUUGGCUUUUACAAUGAGCUCAGGGCGGAAAAGACAAUGGAUUCAUUGCGCUCCCUGAGUUCCCCUACGGCAAAUGCGGUUAGAGAUGGAAAGAUCCAAGUGGUGCCUACUGUUGAAAUUGCUGUUGGUGAUAUGAUCGAGGUCAAGAUGGGUGAUACUAUUCCGGGAGAUAUCCGAUUAGUUGAAAGUAUGAACUUUGAGGCUGACGAAUCUAUGAUAACCGGUGAAGCACUGCCAAUCCCGAAGGAUGCAAAUGGGGUUUUUGAUACCGAAACCCCAACUGGUGAUCGUCGUAAUGUUGCUUUCAGCUCCACUCCUGUUACUAGAGGCCGAGCACGCGGCAUCGUUUAUGCAGUGGGUAUGAAAACAGAAGUUGGAUCGAUUGCCAAGUCUCUCGGACAGAAAUCACGUAAAAUUCGAGAGGUCAAGCGUAAUGAAGCUGGUAAAGCAAAGCCGCAUCGAUAUGCUCAGGCUUGGGCACUUACCACGACUGAUUUUGUCGGAAGUUUUCUCGGCACCAAUGUUGGUACUCCAUUGCAACAGAAGUUAUCCCGACUUGCUUGUGGACUAUUCAUCGUUGCUGUUAUCUGCGCAAUCAUUGUCUUAGCCGCGAACAAAUUUUCUAAUAACCAAGAAGUUAUUAUUUACGCUGUUGCUACGGGUCUUUCAAUGAUUCCUGCUUCACUGAUAGUGGUCUUGACCAUCACCAUGGCCGCAGGAACUAAGGUAAUGUCAGAGAAAAAUGUGGUUGUACGCAGAAUGAACGCUCUUGAAGCACUAGGCGCAGUUACUGAUAUUUGCUCGGAUAAAACUGGAACUCUCACCCAAGGAAAAAUGGUUGCAAAGAAGGUUUGGAUGCCGUCUAGAGGAACCUACUCUGUUGGACCGUCUAGCAACCCGAUCAAUCCCGAGGAAGGAGAUUUGUCCCACUGCGAGAAAUCUCCAUAUCAAAUGGAUAAAGAGGAGAGCGAAGAAAAAACAGAUUCAUUUUCAAACCUUUUACAAGAUAAUAAUGAUCUUCGAGCGUUGCUUAACAUUGCUUCAAUGGCAAAUCUUGCUCAUAUUCACAAAAGCGAAGAUGGAUGGAAAGCAAGAGGUGAUCCAACUGAAAUCGCAAUUCAGGUCUUUGCCCACAGAUUUGGAUGGGAUAGGGAACGGUGGACGGCCGGAGACUCGCCUCAAUGGAAACAACUUGCUGAAUUCCCCUUCGACUCUAAAGUCAAGAAGAUGUCUGUCAUUUUCGAACACGGAGAAUCUGGGAACUCGAUGGUUUUCACAAAGGGUGCAGUCGAAAGGGUGAUUUCAUCCUGUCCACGUGUAAGAAUGCGAAACGAUGACAUUGUAGUAAUGACAGAAGAGAUGCGUGAGGAGAUUCUCAGCAACAUGGAAGCUCUUGCCUCACAGGGUCUACGUGUAUUAGCUCUGGCUGGUAAAGAAUGGGAGGGCCCUGCGAAGAUAGAUGCGCAACAAUUCAAGACUGAAGAAGAAAGAAGAGAAGCAGAGGAAAAUUUGAGGAUGGAAGUGGAGGAUGAUUUAAUCUUCCAUGGACUCAUUGGUCUUUACGAUCCUCCUCGUAUAGAAUCCGAGGCGUCGGUCCAACAAUGUCAUCAAGCAGGUAUCGCGGUGCACAUGCUUACUGGCGAUCAUCCAGAAACUGCACGUGCUAUCGCAGCCCAGGUUGGCAUUUUACCAAAAGAUACUUCUACAAUAGGAAGAGAUAGUAUGAAUGUGAUGGUUAUGGCAGCAAGCGAAUUCGACAAGCUUAGCGAGAAACAAAUUGACGCCCUUCCAAUCCUACCUCUAGUUAUCGCACGAUGCUCACCACAGACCAAAGUUCGCAUGAUUGAAGCUCUACACAGACGAAAGCUCUUUGCUGCUAUGACAGGUGAUGGUGUUAACGAUUCUCCUUCUUUAAAACAAGCAGAUGUUGGUAUCGCAAUGGGUCAGAUGGGAUCUGAUGUAGCUAAGGAUGCAUCAGAUAUCAUUCUCAAGGAUGACAAUUUUGCUUCGAUUCUUAAUGCUGUUGAAGAAGGAAGACGAAUGUUUGACAAUAUCCAAAAGUUUAUAUUACAUUUGUUGGCCCAAAAUAUUGCUCAAGCUUGCACGCUUCUCAUCGGACUCGCCUUUAAAGAUUCCACCGGAACUUCCGUGUUUCCUUUAACACCUGUGGAGAUUCUAUGGGUCAUUAUGAUCACAUCUGGUAUGCCAGAUAUGGGUCUUGGUUUCGAAGCAGCAGCCCCAGAUAUCAUGGAUCGACCACCUCAAUCUCUCAAAAGAGGUGUAUUCACCAACGAAGUAAUGAUCGAUAUGUUAGUCUACGGUCUCUGGAUGGCCGCCCUCUGUCUUUCCGCCUUCUCUCUCGUUCUCUUCGGCUGGGGCACCGGUGAUCUCGGCUCCGAAUGCAACGAUGGCUAUUCUGCACAAUGCGAUAAUGUCUUCCGAGCUCGCGCCACUACAUUCGUCUGUCUAACCUGGUUUUCGCUCUUCCUCGCUUGGGAAAUGAUUAAUCUUCGCCGGUCUUUCUUCCGCAUGAAGCCCGGCAGUAAGAAAUAUUUCACGCAAUGGAUCCACGAUAUUUGGGCCAAUAAACUUUUAUUCUGGGCUGUGAUUUCUGGUUUCGUAACGGUUUUCCCAACGCUUUAUAUUCCUGUCAUUAAUCGAAAAGUUUUUAAGCAUGAGGGUAUUACGUGGGAAUGGGGCAUUGUAUUCAUAGAAUCUAUGUUAUUUUUCGUGGGUAUAGAAUCCUGGAAGUGGAUUAAGAGGGUUUAUUUUAGACAUCAGAAGAAGAGGGGAACGGGUGUGGUGAGAGAUGUGCGGGAGAUGGAUAGUGGGAAGGCUAUUAUGGAGAUUUUGCAGGCGCAGAGUUCGCAUGUUACUAGGAAGGGUUCGAAGGUGGCGCAGGUGGAUGAGAAGUUUAGGGAUGCUGAGAGUGGUGAUUUUAGUUCCUAG